Esox lucius (northern pike) is the source of this 2133-nucleotide messenger RNA. Its product is annotated as piggyBac transposable element-derived protein 4-like. The transcript is spliced from 3 exons. The record is from RefSeq and is a predicted model, not a curated record. Lineage: Eukaryota; Metazoa; Chordata; Actinopteri; Esociformes; Esocidae. Bases 1 to 1890 code for a protein of 629 amino acids.
AUGGCAGGAGCCGCUAGGUGCACGGCGAAACAGGUACUAGAACAGAUUUUGGCGAAUCGCCCGUCCGUCCCAGAUGAGGACGACGAUGACGAAGAGGAACAGGAGGAGGACGAGGAACAACAGGAGAACGUGUCAGAGGAGGGCUCGGAAGCGAUGCCCGGAGCCGCCAGGUGCACCGCAAAACAGGAGGGCGAGGAACAGGAGGAGGGCGAGGAACUGGAGGAAGUGUCAGAGGAAGAAGACAACCAGGAACACGAGCCGGAGGACGAGGCUUCCUCCUCCUCGUCGGACCAGGAACAAGAGCGAUACGCUCCCGAGGCGGAGAGAGAUACGUUCCGGUCGAAAAACGGAGCAAUCGCGUGGUCCUCGGUCGCGUGUCCCAAACAGGGCAGGCCGCCACGUUCGCUCGUGGCGGCCACGAUGCCCCCGGGCCCCACGGAGCACGCGGUCUCCCACACGCGGGACGUAGCCUCCGCGUUCCUGCUGUUCAUCACACCCGCGAUAGAAAGCGUGGUACUGGAGAUGACAAACCUGGAGGGCACUCGGAAAUACGGAGACGGCUGGAAGGCGAUGGAUGCGAUCGACCUGCGCGCAUACGUGGGGCUGCUGAUCCUUGCGGGCGUAUUCAGGUCCCGAGGCGAGGCAGCGGCCAGUCUGUGGGACGCGGAGAGCGGAAGGCCCGUGUUCCGCGCCACCAUGCCUCUGAAACUCUUUCACACGUACUCCAGGCUGCUGCGAUUUGACGACCGCGAGUCGCGCCUGGAGAGACGCGCAACGGACAAACUCGCGGCCAUACGAGAGGUCUGGGACAAGUGGUCCGAGCGGCUCCCGUUCCUCUACAACCCGGGCCCUCACGUUACGGUGGACGAGCAACUUGUCCCGUUCAGAGGUCGUUGCCCUUUCCGCCAGUACAUGCCCAGCAAGCCCGCGAGGUACGGGAUCAAGUCGUGGGUAGCGUGCGAUGCAAAAUCCAGCUACGCGUGGAAGAUGCAAGUGUACACCGGGAAGCCCGCCGUGGGCGGACCUGAGAAGAACCAGGGCAUGCGGGUGGUGCUCGAUGUGACAGAGGGGCUCAGGGGACACAACGUGACGUGCGAUAAUUUCUUCACCUCCUACGAACUCGGACAGCGGCUCCUGGCCAGGGGGCUCACGAUGGUGGGCACGGUUCGCAAGAACAAGCCCGAGCUCCCGGCCGCGCUGCUCGCGACCAAGGGCCAAGAGGUGUUCUCGUCCAGGUUCGCUUUCACACCGAGCGCCACUCUAGUGUCCUACAUGCCCAAGAAAAGCAAGAACGUGGUACUGCUGAGCACGCUGCACACAGACGCCCACGUGAGCGAGCGCCAGGACAGGAAACCCUCCGUGAUCUUGGACUACAACAGCAACAAAGGAGGGGUGGACAACCUAGACAAGUUGGUCGGAACCUACAGCUGCAGGAGGAUGACGGCCCGCUGGCCCUUGGUGGUGUUCCACAACAUAAUCGACGUGUCCGCUUACAACGCCUUCGUGAUAUGGAGGGAGCUCAACCCCGGCUGGAUGACCCGUAAGCGGAACAAGAGGAGAGUGUUCCUGGAGCAGCUGGGAAAAGCUCUCGUGAAGCCGCUCAUGGAAAGAAGGGCGCGUAUCCCGCGCACACGCUCGUCCGCUGAGCUCGUGAAAGCCGCGCAGGGCGCUAGAGCAGGUGAUCGCCGCGAGGGCCUGGAAGCCGCUGCCCGUGCCCCUGGCCCUGCCCCUGCCAGUAAGAGGAAGAGGUGUCAGAGCUGCCCGCCCAAGAAAGACUGUAAAACCCACACGGUGUGCAGCGGGUGUAAGAGAUACGUAUGCAAACGCUGCACCCAUGCUUACUGUCCCACGUGCGCCGAUUGGGGGUUUACACAAGAAGAGACGGCCUGACCCGGGGGGAAAAAAAAACGAUCUCUGUCACCCACGGUUAGCAUAUCGGUCGAUGCGCCACCCAUUGUCCCUAGGUAGAGAAUCAGCGUUAGAAUCGCCCCUUUUCCCUUGGGGUCUCUCUUACCCGAGGUUAUACAGCACCCUGCCCUGUCCCUUUGGGUCUCUCUUACCCGCGGUUAGACAGCACCCUCCCAUUUCCCUUGGGGUCUCUCUUACCCACGUUUAGACAGCAUCCACCCCUUU